Drosophila takahashii is the source of this 1209-nucleotide messenger RNA. RefSeq lists its product as uncharacterized. NCBI's taxonomy places the organism in Eukaryota, Metazoa, Arthropoda, Insecta, Diptera, Drosophilidae. The record is from RefSeq and is a predicted model, not a curated record.
AUGCACGCGUUUUUUCUAUUACUGAUCACAGCCCCAGUUUGGUGUUACAAGCCAGAAGAAGCUCUUCGGUUAAAUGUGCCACUUUGGGAUGUGAAUGAUCUCUAUUCGCGGAUAUCGAAUGCCUUUGGGGCAGCGAGCACCACUCAAGCACCGCAGGGAAAUCCAACAGAUGCCGGCGCUUGGGACGCCUAUUACAAUGCGCUUAUGCAGGAAUAUUACAAAAAAAAGCAAGGACUCCUUUCUGGAAGCGAUCUAGCGGCAGCUGAACCUUUACCUUUGCCUGUGCCUGUGCCUGUUCCAAUGCCAGUUCCUCGACCCCCGCGACCUCCGCGACCUCUACGACCUCUGGGGCCACAGAUUCCGAAUCGACCAAGACCCAGGCCAUCAAGAAGACCCACUAGAAGACCAACGACAACCAGACGAUCAACUACAACCACUAGAAGAACAACAACCACACGGAAAGCCACAACAACUUCGUCCACCUCAACGGCAUCGCCAGUAACAAGUACUUCGACUACAGUGGCACCUUCGACUACAGUUGAAUCUACAACCAAUUCCACAACCGAUGAAUCUUCUACCACUGGAGGAUCUUCAACAACGGGAGGAUCUUCAACAACGGGAGGAUCUUCCACAACUGGAGGUUCUUCAACAACUGGAGGAUCUUCAACAACGGGAGGUUCUUCCACAACGGGAGGAUCUUCCACAACGGGCUCAACCACAACAGGCUCAUCAACAACAGGAGGGGUCGUUUCAUCUUCCCGAAUUAAAGUAAAAAAAGGAUAUUUACCAGCAACAACAUCCAAUCCAUUUUACUCGUACUACAAUCAGCUCCAGAGUAGCCCCAUUUCAACUCCAACUGUAUUAAGUUUAGAAGACCUGCCCUCAGAUUCUGGCGUUCUUCGCCCUGAUCUUCAAUUAACAGUUCAAUCGGCUCCUCAAUCCAUGACGACGCUGUGUCACAAUUAUCCAAGACUUUGUGCUCAGCCGGAGGAGGCCCAAUAUGUACGCUUAACCGAUGGAUUUGGCAAGCCAAUGCUUCUUAUAUCGCCGGGAGGAAUUACGAAGCCAACACUUUUCUCGACACCCACAGCGAAUAACAUUUUCUCAAAUUCAAGACCCCUGAAACUGCAGACAUCACGACAGAAAAAACCUUCUAGGAAUAAAUAUAUUUACCGGUUAAUUAAAAAGAGAACAAAUCAAAGAUCAUAA